This is a messenger RNA of Acyrthosiphon pisum (pea aphid), 1589 nucleotides long. It is a transcript of the gene RsfS312, whose product is annotated as ribosomal silencing factor RsfS-like protein, 312. The record is from RefSeq and is a predicted model, not a curated record. Bases 653 to 1453 code for a protein of 266 amino acids. The transcript has 3 exons. Gene Ontology annotation, molecular function: ribosomal large subunit binding. Gene Ontology annotation, biological process: negative regulation of ribosome biogenesis; negative regulation of translation. Gene Ontology annotation, cellular component: mitochondrion. NCBI's taxonomy places the organism in Eukaryota, Metazoa, Arthropoda, Insecta, Hemiptera, Aphididae.
AUUUUGGUAAUGACAUACAACGAGUAAAACUGUUAAACUACAUCGUUAAACGUGACUAUUUUUUAUCCUCUUCUAAUUACACAAAAAAAAUGCAUACGUAUUUGACCAAAAACCGAUAUCACGGUAUUGAACGUGUACCAAAAUUCAAACAGAAAAUCAUUUUGCUAAAAACGAAAAAUUAUGUCUGUCGAAAUAACGACGACAUGGUUUAGCGCAAAACGGUUGUCAACCGUCUGUCCGUGAACAAUAUUAUAUUAUUGUGGUUAUUACAGUGCACACGUCUAUAAUCAAUAAUAACAAUAAUUAAAUAGUAAUUAAAUCAUAAUAAUCAUUACAUUAAUUAUUAAUUACAACUAUAAACGUCGAUAUUCCGACAGAGAUAAGAAACUUUUUGAUACUCGUGAUAAGCAUGGUAUACCACGGAUCACAAUAUAGAUAAAACAAAUUUUAUGUAAUGAUAUUGUUAUCACCGGUUCGAGCACCCGCGAGUCGAUCUACUGUCUUGAUAACAUUGCAAAAAUGAAAAUACGAAAAAGAACUACCUAAUUCUGAAAUUCCAGUGUUCUGAAUUGUUUUCAUUUUGAGGAACUUUUUUUGACAAAACGCAGGUGCGCCGUGCGGAUCUUGUGCAAAUGGUGUGAAAAAGUCCUCUAUGAUGUUGUCGUUAAAAACUGGUAGGGACUUGUUCAAAUGCCUGGUGGCGGCUGGCCGCUGUUCUCUAUUGCAAUCGCGUCUGCCGACGUGCGGGACCACUUUAAUACGACGGAGUUAUGGCGACCACGGCAGCACCAUUGGUGGUGGUCGCGAUGGAGGCAGAGGUGACGAUGACGACGAUGGGUUCGUAAAGCCCGGGAACUACAAAGUAUUCAAAGAUGACGACUCUUCGGUGAUCUUGGAUGUGGAAGAAGAACGUGCUUUGCUUGACUCGCAGUUGUCCGUUGACGAUACCCGUUCAGAUUUUGACGAAAUCGAUCAAUUUGCUGGUUUCGAUAUGUCACGUGGCGUGUCCGGAGUGUUUGAAGUGGAGCAUCUAGUGGAAGUGCUCCAAAAGAACAACGCAUCGAACGUGUUCGUCGUGUCCAUCCCUGCCAAUGUGAGGUACGUUGAUUACAUAGUAAUCGCUACAGGAAGAUCGCAAAAACAUUUGAUGUCGAUCGCCGAUUUCGUUCACAAGCUUUUUAAGAAAAAGCGACGGCCAUCGGACAACAUACCCAGAAUAGUGAACAAGAAGCCUAUAGACUGGAUUGCAUUAGAUAUAGGUAAUAUAGCUGUCCACUUGUUAACGAAGGACACCAGGAAGAACUUUGACCUGGAGACAAUUUGGAGCGUAGGAGAAAAGUUUGAUUCCCACCUGAACAGGCCAGUGGAUUCGUUGGUCACGUUAUUGAACGAACAUUCGUUUAGCUUAGACAAUUUAGAACCGGUUGAUUUCGAACAUGAAAAAAUCCAUUAACUCGUUGGCGUACGAUUUUACUCGAGUCAACUGUAAAUAUCCUUUGAAUAUUCUGUUUUAUUUUUUUAUUGUAUGUAAUUUAAAAAUUAAAUCACUGUUUUUAUUUCAAAAAUUAAAAAAGAAUAAUAAUAAUUGA